Pipistrellus nathusii (Nathusius's pipistrelle) is the source of this 2334-nucleotide messenger RNA. The record is from the annotation of a GenBank genome assembly. Lineage: Eukaryota; Metazoa; Chordata; Mammalia; Chiroptera; Vespertilionidae.
AUGAACAAUUCCCUGGAGAACGCCAUCUCCUUCGAAGAGUACAUCCGCGUGAAGGCGCGCUCCGUCCCGCAGCACAGGAUGAAGGAGUUUCUGGACUCGCUGGCCGCCAAGGGCCCGGAAGCCCUUCAGGAGUUCCAGCAGACCACCACGGCCAUGGUGUACCAGCAGGGCGGUAGCUGCGUCUAUACCGACAGCACCGAGGUGGCCGGCUCCUUGCUUGAACUUGCCUGCCCAGUCACCACCAGUGUUCAGCCACAGACCCAGCAAGAACAGCAGAUCCAGGUUCAACAGUCACAGCAAGUCCAGGUACAAGUGCAGGUACAGCAGUCUCCGCAGCAGGUUUCCGCCCAGCAGCUCUCCCCGCAGCUCACCGUUCACCAGCCUCCUGAGCAGCCCUUCCAGGUCCAGGUGCAGAUCCAAGGCCAAGCACCGCAGCCGGCAGCUCCUUCCAUCCAGACCCCGACCUUGCAGAGUCCCAGCCCCUCCCAGCUCCAGGCAGCCCAGAUCCAGGUGCAGCACGUGCAGGCCGCACAGCAGAUCCAAGCCACAGAGAUCCCCGAGGAGCACAUCCCGCACCAGCAGAUCCAGGCUCAGUUGGUGGCCGGCCAGUCUCUCGCUGGGGGUCAGCAGAUCCAAAUCCAGACCGUGGGCGCCCUCUCCCCACCACCGUCCCAGCAGGGCUCCCCGCGGGAAGGGGAGCGGCGGGUUGGCACAGCCAGUGUUCUCCAGCCGGUGAAGAAGCGCAAAGUGGACAUGCCCAUCACUGUGUCCUACGCCAUCUCAGGGCAGCCGGUGGCCACCGUGCUGGCCAUCCCACAGGGCCAGCAGCAGAGCUACGUGUCUUUGAGGCCGGACUUACUGACAGUGGACAGUGCCCACCUGUACAGUGCCACUGGGACCAUUACGAGCCCCACCGGAGAGACCUGGACCAUCCCUGUGUACUCUGCCCAGCCCCGGGGCGACCCUCAGCAGCAGAGCAUCACCCACAUCGCCAUUCCCCAGGAGGCCUACAACGCAGUCCACGUCAGCGGCUCGCCCACGGCCCUGACGGCCGUCAAGCUGGAGGACGACAAGGAGAAGAUGGUGGGCACGUCGGUCGUGAAGAACUCGCAUGAAGAGGUUGUGCAGACCCUGGCAAACUCUCUCUUCCCAGCACAGUUCAUGAAUGGCAACAUCCACAUUCCAGUGGCUGUGCAGGCUGUGGCGGGCACAUACCAGAACACAGCUCAGACUGUCCACAUAUGGGACCCUCAGCAGCAGCCGCAGCCACAGACCCCCCAGGAACAGACGCCGCCGCCGCCGCCGCCUCCGCAGCAGCAGCAGCUCCAGGUGACUUGUUCAGCUCAAACUGUUCAGGUUGCUGAAGUUGAACCACAGUCACAGCCACAGCCUUCCCCAGAACUUCUGCUUCCAAAUUCUCUGAAGCCAGAAGAAGGGCUGGAAGUAUGGAAAAACUGGGCCCAGACCAAGAACGCUGAGCUAGAGAAGGAUGCUCAGAACAGACUGGCGCCCAUCGGGAGGCGCCAGCUUCUGCGAUUCCAGGAAGAUCUCAUCUCCUCUGCGGUGGCCGAGCUGAACUACGGGCUCUGCCUGAUGACACGGGAAGCGCGGAAUGGCGAAGGGGAGCCCUAUGACCCUGACGUGCUCUACUACAUCUUCCUGUGCAUACAGAAGUAUCUCUUUGAAAACGGACGGGUGGAUGACAUUUUCUCAGAUCUUUAUUACGUUCGAUUCACGGAGUGGCUGCAUGAAGUUCUGAAGGACGUUCAGCCCCGAGUCACUCCACUGGGCUACGUGCUGCCCAGCCACGUGACCGAGGAGAUGCUGUGGGAGUGCAAGCAGCUCGGGGCUCACUCCCCUUCCACCCUGCUGACCACCCUCAUGUUCUUUAACACCAAGUACUUCCUGUUGAAGACCGUGGACCAGCACAUGAAGCUGGCCUUCUCCAAGGUCUUGCGACAGACCAAGAAGAACCCCUCCAACCCCAAGGACAAAAGCACGAGCAUUCGGUACCUGAAGGCCCUCGGGAUACACCAGACCGGCCAGAAAGUUACUGAUGACAUGUAUGCAGAACAGACGGAAAAUCCAGAGAAUCCACUGAGAUGUCCCAUCAAGCUGUACGAUUUCUACCUCUUUAAAUGUCCCCAGAGUGUGAAAGGCCGGAAUGACACCUUUUACCUGACACCUGAGCCAGUGGUGGCCCCCAACAGCCCAAUCUGGUACUCGGUUCAGCCAAUCAGCAGAGAGCAGAUGGGACAGAUGCUGACUCGGAUCCUGGUGAUACGAGAAAUUCAGGAGGCCAUUGCAGUGGCCAACACAAGCACCAUGCACUGA